This is a messenger RNA of Funneliformis geosporum, 1212 nucleotides long. Lineage: Eukaryota; Fungi; Glomeromycota; Glomeromycetes; Glomerales; Glomeraceae. The record is from the annotation of a GenBank genome assembly.
AUGAACAUAAUAAAUUCACUAGGAACAACAGAUCUUAUAAGUAUAAUUGUAUCGAUUAUCCUUGUAUACAUCGCAAGAUUUUAUUACAAGUAUUUUACACGACCAAAUCCUUUGCCGGGACCAGUUCCAUUACCUAUAGUUGGAAAUUUUUUAUCGAUUUUUUAUUAUGGCAAAGGUGAUGUAGCACUAUGGUUAAAGUUACUACAGGAAAAACAUGGGGAUAUUUAUGAAAUAUAUCUUGGAAGUUUAAGAAGAAUUGUAUUCGCUCGAGCUGAUUAUGUUGAAAAAUUAAUGUCGCCGUUCACAAAAACCAAUUACGUAUUGAGAUUUGAACAUAUGCCAGUAUUUGAUGAGUUAAAAGUUUCAGGAAAAGGAAUUGUAUUUAACGCAGACAUUCCUACUUGGAGAAUAAAUCGACAAUUAUUUUCACAAGCUGUUCUUACUCCAAGUUUCUCAAAAGAGGCCUUACAUCGCAAUCCAAUAAUCUUCAAUGAACUAAAUGAAUAUUGGAAAGAAAUUGGACAAAAUGUAUCAAUCGACUUUUCGAAAUGGAUUCGUAAAUUCACCACGGAAUCUAUCUUUCAAUUAGUUGUUGGAUUAAAGGUUAGCUCAAUGGCAAAAUAUUUUAAUGAUAGUGUAGAAUUAUCAAAGAGAAAGUUUAUUGAGUCAAAUCCUAUAGAUAAAAAUAUUAUAAAUUUUGAUCAAAUCAUUGAUGCUCGUAUAAAAUCUACACCAUUUAUUUUAAACGUUCCAGCUUUUUUAAGACAUACAAUUUUUAAAAAAAGGAACGAUGAAAUUCAUGAAAAUAGAAAUGAGACCCGAAAAAUUAUUAUGAAGAUUAUUGAUCAUCGUCGAAAAGAAAUUGAAGAUCACAAGGAAUUAGGAAGUGACAUGUUGACAUUAUUAAUCACAGCAAAUACUGAACAGAUUGAUGAACAACAUUCUAAACCUUUAACCAAUGAUCAAAUUUUUCAAAUAUUAAUUGAGGCUAUUAUUGGAGGAAUCGAAUCAACCGCCAAUUUAUUAUGUUUUAUCGUAUAUCAUAUAGCUCAUUACCCUAAUAUAUUGGCUCGUAUGCGAGAAGAACUUGAUACCAUUUUUGGUUCUGAAAAUAAUCAUCAAAUUACUAUGGAAGAUCUUUCAAAAAUGCAUUAUACAGAUUCUAUAAUCAAAGAAUGCGCUCGUCUUAUUAAUCCCUCAAAAUUAACUUAA